CAAUAACAUCCAAUGACCGUUUGACGCGUGGUCAUUGUUACGCAACGACUGUGGCGGUAGCCAAUCAAAACCAACGAACUCUCUUGACCAUCGUUACAAAGAGAAUUAUUUUGGAGGUGCAAACCGAGGCCUUGGAAAUUAGCUCUCAUGGCUUACGUCGAGCGAGGUGUCGUGAAAUCGAAACGAUCAAUAUGGCGACUGAAAACUAUCACUGAUUUCUUCUGGGCUAUUGUGAAUUUCAUAGGCGUGUUCUUUGCUACUAUGUUCUCGAUGGAAAAGUCAAAUGCUUAUCGGAAAGGGUCUGGUUCUGGAAAGAAAUGGGAUGGUGGCCCAGGAGGGCCUGGAAGUGGACCAUAUGGCGGUGGCCCACGUGGUCCACCUCGAGGCUUAGAUAAUGUUCGAGGAAUUGACCAUAGUUCAUUGCCUGCCUGUGGUUCCUGCUGCGGUUAAUUGCAGAGGCAUCUCUGGUGCUUUUCACUAAUGCUUUUGGUUGGAGAUGUGAUGUAAUAAAAUAUUUAUAUUAAUAGAUCUCUAUAGUGAAAAUUAAUAACAUAUACGUGUCAAUGAAUCAAGAAGGUUUUUGCA
Molecule: messenger RNA, 585 nt
Organism: Hevea brasiliensis (rubber tree)
Lineage: Eukaryota; Viridiplantae; Streptophyta; Magnoliopsida; Malpighiales; Euphorbiaceae
Exons: 4
Coding region: 148-450 (100 amino acids)
Biological process (GO): endoplasmic reticulum calcium ion homeostasis; calcium ion transport
Cellular component (GO): endoplasmic reticulum membrane; Golgi apparatus
Source: RefSeq, a predicted model, not a curated record